AUGGAUUCUGCGUACAGCUGGCAAUGUCAACAGGUUGCGGUGCCUCCGCACACUCUCCUGCUUCGGCGCUUUCUGGAGUACGAGCAGGAAAGUGCUACGGGCCAAUCGCAGCCGGUUCUGGUGCUUGGUGCAAGAGACACCCAUACAAAGGAUCCUCCAGUUCGUGAUUCAGACUUGGUGGCUGUUUGUCUGGUGGUGCGUGCCAUGUCAAGAACAGCAUCGCUGCCCUUGGUGCGACUUGAUCUUACGGGAGAGCUGAUCAGCUGCAACGGUGCCAGAACAAUUGCUGCUGUCCUCCAGGUUAGUUCCAGCCUUUGUUCCGUGCUGCUGCGGCGGACUCAUGUGGGAGAUGAUGGCGCUGCAGCUUUGGGGGCAGCCUUGAGGCAACUAGCAGAUUUUGUCGGCAUCAGAUACCUGGUGCGCGGCAUGCAAGUUCACGGUGUACCACCCUCCUUGAAAACGCUGCUGCUGGACGGGAAUGCAGUUGGAGAUGCUGGUGCCAUCGAGGUUAUCAGUUUGGUAGAGGAGAGCACGUCGCUAUCGAUGCUCAGUGUUCAUCCGGCACUGCCCCGCUUUCUCUCAAAGGAGGUGGAAGCAGCCCUUCAAGUGGCCUGUGAACUCAGCCGGGUGAACUUGGAGUACAAGGGACAUCCUCUGGCCUUCUCAGCCCUUGCGGCGACAAGUCAGCCCCCAGGCCGAGCAGAACUUCCACAGGCCAGCGCCAUGGAGACUGCUCGGGAAGCGAAGCCCACAGCGCAGGCGCCGAAGACGCAGGCGCCGAAAGCGCAGGCGCUGAAGCCGGUGCCAGACGUGCGGAGUAGCGAGCACCUGGCUUCCUGGAUGGCUGCCACGGAGCGGGAGCUGCGGGAGCUCAAGUGGCUGCUGCGCUCCAGCUCAGCAAGGCUUGAUGGGCAGCACAAAAAGCUGGUGGGAGAGUUGGAGAAGCUGCAAACACAGCUGGAUACUUGGGCGGUGGGAAGUACAGAGCCCUCAGAGGAAGCUCGCCUUGACGUCUUGGAGGCGCGCUUUGAUGCGAUCGAGCAGCUGGUGGGCAGAGAGCAGUCGGAGUGUGCGCAGAUGUGGCAGCUGGUGGAAGUGGCGGCUGGAGCCAGCUCCAGGAAAUGA
Symbiodinium pilosum is the source of this 1125-nucleotide messenger RNA. The record is from the annotation of a GenBank genome assembly. NCBI's taxonomy places the organism in Eukaryota, Dinophyceae, Suessiales, Symbiodiniaceae.